GGAUGGCACAGGGGGAGCGGGACAACCGCAGGGGGGAUGUUCAUGCUGCACUAAGCCCCUGGACAUCCAUUCCUGCUGCUGGGGUGGCACCAAUGGCCACGAAUAGCCCGUGAGGCGGCAUUCCCUGCCUCCCAUCCCCUGACGUCGGGAUCGCGGCGCCUCCUCCCGCGUUUCCUCAGGAAGAAACCCAAGGCUGGCGGGAGGAAGAGGCCGCAGCACAGGAGGGACAGACGGGACGGGACGGGACAGGCAGACGCCAGCACCAGGGAGCUGCUGGGAUUUGGGCCCUUGCGCCCUGGUGGGAUGGGGAUCGCGCGGCACAUCCUCUGCCUCUAUCUAUGGCUGUGGGUGCAGAGCUCUGCGCAGGAGCUCGAUCCUGAUGGCAGGAACGUCUGCAGGCUCCCCACUGGCCCCGCAUGCUGUCCCGGCUGGAAGCAGGAAGGGCGGGAAUGUACAGCUGCACUGUGCGAGGGGGAAGAUGCCUGUGGCGCAGAUGAGGUGUGUGUGAGACCUGGGCUUUGCCUCUGCAAACCCGGCUUCUUUGGAGCAGACUGCAGCUCCCCCUGCCCUGAGCAGUACUGGGGCCCUGACUGCAAGCGGAGCUGCCCCUGUCACCCCAAUGGGCGCUGCGAUGCUGCGAGCGGGCGCUGUACCUGCGACCCCAACCAUUGGGGUGACCUGUGCCAGUUCUCCUGCCAAUGUGGCCCCCACGGGCACUGUGACCCCCUCACCGGCGCCUGCCGCUGCGAGCCGGGCUGGUGGGCACCCACCUGCAAGAAGCAAUGUCAAUGCAACCCCUCCAGCUCGCAGUGCGACCCGCUGAGCGGGCACUGCCGCUGCCUGCCCGGCUGGUGGGGCAGGAGGUGCAGCUUCAAGUGCUCCUGCAACCUCUCGCCCUGCGCCCAGGAGACGGGCAAGUGCGAGUGCAAGGCUGGGUUCUGGGGCCCGGCGUGCCAGCGGCGCUGCGACUGCAUCCACGGCUCCUGCAGCCCUGUCAGCGGGCACUGCAGCUGCAGCCCCGGGUACCAGGGCAGGAGCUGCAGGGAUCCGUGUCCAGCGGGGAAGUAUGGGUCGCAGUGUGUGCACAGCUGCGGGCGCUGCAAGCUCGGCCAGCCCUGCUCGCCCGUGGACGGGUUCUGCCUGGCCUGCCAGCCCGGCUGGAACGGGACGCUGUGCCAGCACCGCUGCGCGCCCGGCUCCCACGGCGACCGCUGCCUCCUGCCCUGUCCCCGCUGCCGGCAGGGGGAUGCCUGCGACCCGGAGACCGGGGCCUGCCCGCGCUGCGAGCCCGGCUGGACCGGACCCAGCUGCAACAUCUCCUGCCCCGCGGGCACCUUCGGCGAUGGAUGCCAGCUCCUGUGCCCCGAGUGUGUCAUGGGGAGCUGUGACCCUGUGUCUGGAGCUUGUAUUUGCCAGGCUGGCUACUGGGGAGCCAGCUGCAAUGACACCUGCAUGGAGGGGUAUUAUGGAGUGAACUGUUCCUCUUCCUGCCAGUGCUCUCGGGGGACCUGCCACCCUGUGCGGGGCGACUGUGUGCUGAGUUUGAAGGACCACGGGGCUCUUGCAGCCGCCAUCCUCGUCCCCCUCCUGCUGCUGCUGCUCUGCAUCGCCUGCUGCUGCUGCGGAGCUGGUCCAGCAGAUGCCAGGGACAGGGCAGCCGUGGCGGAUGACGACGUGGUGGCCAGGAUGAAGCACCAUGUGAGGGGGGUGCUGGCGAACCUCAGUGCUAUGAUGCCCUGCUUUAACCUGGGUGGCUCCAAACUCCCUAAAGUCACAGUUUCCCACCACGACACAGAAAUCCCCUUCAACCCCAGCUUCAUCGAGCCACCAUCAGCUGCGUGGGUUUCAGACAGCUCCUUCUCCUCCUUUGACACUGACAACGAGGGACCCGAGUACUCCGUCCCUCCCAGAGAAGGCAUCCCGCUGCUGGGGGGGGCUGAGCUGCAGGAGGGGGUGUCCCCCAUGGGUGAGGCGCUCCCAGAUCCAUCCGCCUUUGACUCCGAGGAUGUCUCGCAGCCCUUCGCCAUCCCUCGCACCUCCAGCAUCGCCAAGGCCAAGCGUCCCUCCGUGUCCUUUGCCGAGGGGACCAAAUUCGGGAUUAUGGAGACCCCCAGCCCCGGGAGGAAGCCCAAGACCCCGUGGGGCCCAUCCAAGCUGUCCCAGCCACCGGGGGACAAGGAAUCUGAGCCCUCCACUGAGCGACCAGCCAGUGAUUGCUAUGAGAGCCCUGAUCCCAUCAGCAAAGGGGAGGAAAGCCACCGGCCAUCACCAAGGGCCACCCCGGGGGGACGCCGGCGCGUGGUGUCCAGCACCAGGCACGUGGCACAAAGAGUGGAGGCACUUGAAGCAGCUGCGAGAUCAGGCAGUUGGGAGGCAAAGGGGAAGGAUCCCAAUGUCACCACCAUCUAUAUGAUGGUGGGAACAGCUGGGCAGGACCCCAAGGCAGAGGGAGGUGGUGAAGGACCGGUCCAGGCGGUGCUGAAGCGGUUGGGCAGCUUGCAGAGGGGUAAGUGGGCUGCGAAGGAGGAGCCCAAGGUGAGGAAGAGCAUUGAGGUCAUCCAGAAACCGCCCCGACGGGCCCUGGGGCAGCACAGAGACUCGGUGAAUAGCUGUAAGCAGAGGGAGAGCAUCCCCGGGGCUCUUGCUGAGCCAAACCCGGGCAAACAGCAGCAUCUCCCUGGGAAGAGACAGUCCUUCCUUCUUGCAUCUCCUUCACCAAAAGGCACUGGGGUCCAGGAUGGGGUCAGUGAUGCUGUGGGUGCCACAGAGAGGGGUAAAAGCCCUGAGCUAGUCCUCAGCCUCAAAGCAAAGGGACCGGCUGCAUCAGAGGAAGAGCCAAAGUAUGAGAACGUGAUGAGCAGCAGCACUGAUUCACCCCCCAGCACCACCGAGGAGCCACCGGCCACCCCUGCGGCCACCUGAGCCACCACUGCCUGCCCUGGGGCAGCGGGAGCACUGGUGGCAUCUCUGACCACAGUGUGGGAGCUGAGAUCCCCCUCCGAGCUUGAACUGGAGAAGCAUCGAGCCUUCCCAUUGAACCCCUUUCCCUGCUGCUGGGGCGGACGCUCGCUGGGUGAUGCAAUGAUGGGUGAUGUGAUGAUGGGUGAUGCGAUGAUGGGUGAUGUGAUGAUGGGUGAUGCGAUGGUGGGUGAUGCUGAGAGCCACAUUGGUGGUAGUCCCAUGGGUCUGUGGUGCUUCAGGGCUGUUUUCUGCUCCCCCCUGCCCUGUGGACCCGCUGCACACUUUGGACCUCCCACAACCCAGCGAUGCUCUGGAUGCAGCAGUGGCACCUUCUAGUCUCUAUCAGCAUUGGGUUUGGGGACACGGAUCUUCCUCAUAAUCAUGAAUGGGGCUGCUGGGGGGUCACACACAGGCAAAAACCAGUUUCAUUCCAUUGGCUUUCACCUUUCCGUGUCCCAGCUCCACAAAGCUGCCUGGAGCCUCUUGCUGUAAAGAUGCUUCUCUUGCUGGAAGGGAUUAUGUUUUGGAGAUAGGCUGGGGCUGGAUGAUGGGCUGUCACAAGCAGCUUCAGACAAAACUGAUUUUAGCUGCUUAUCUCAAAGGGUAUCUGGGUGGCUCUGGCUGCCUUCAUUCUUAUGUACUUGCACAGCACAUGACAAGGCUCGUGGCACGGCGUGGAGUUUAUCGAUGGCCUUUUAAACUCCAUGCAAUACCAGGCUGCAGUUUUGCAAGAGCAAAUGUGGCACCUGGGCCAUGGCCAUCGACCUGUCCUUGUGCAUGGCACUGUGCUGGGCCUGAUAAGGACAACAUUACAUGCACGGAAAAUCACAGUCCUUGUGGGGUGCCAUCUCCCGCACUUCAUCCUGGCUGCAGCAAUGUGUCACCAUGGGUGGGUGAGAUGUGAUGAAGGUGCCGCAGCAUCUCCAGAGCAGCCAGAGGACCUCGGGCAGCACAGAGAGAUGGGCACAAGUGGGUCGAGGUGCCAAGGAGGGUUUGCAGCAUGAACUGGUUUUAGAUGUAUCUCAGUGCUAGAAGUUUCUUGUUUAUUUUUCUGUUAUUCACAUGGUGUGAAAGUGUCUGGAUGAAAAUUAAACGUUACCAAAGCCCUUUAGGA
Messenger RNA from Strigops habroptila (Kakapo), 4075 nucleotides. RefSeq names its product scavenger receptor class F member 1 (gene SCARF1). The transcript has 11 exons. The record is from RefSeq and is a predicted model, not a curated record. The coding region runs from base 304 to 2922 and encodes 872 amino acids. Gene Ontology annotation, molecular function: scavenger receptor activity. NCBI's taxonomy places the organism in Eukaryota, Metazoa, Chordata, Aves, Psittaciformes, Psittacidae.